AUAAAACAGGUUCCCGUCAAGAAGCGACCAUUAGGCACUUCCAUCAGGCUAUGGGGGCACUUCAGAUAAGACGAGAACCGUAAAUCCACCACGCCUCAUUCUGGCCAUUGAUCUCCAGCUGUUUCGUUUAUCGCUCCCACUGCCUCGGGCGUUUGCACAACAUAUUGUUUGUAGCUAUUCCUAUUACAGACGAGUUUUGGCUGCGGACCAGUGAAGUUGAACAAAAGUUGAAUUUGCCGGAUCAUGUUGCAGAUUUGCCGUUUGAUACUGCUAGCGGCAGUGUUCAGUUCGGUGGUAAUAGCUGAACAAAAAGAUGUCGUUUCGGUACCAACACGAUCCUUCAGCAUCGACUACGAGCGGGACACAUUCCUGCUGGACGGAGAGCCUUUUCGGUUCAUCUCGGGAUCGUUUCACUACUUCCGCGCCCUGCCCGGCUCGUGGCGCCACAUUCUCCGCGCAAUGAGGGCCGCCGGAUUGAACGCCGUCAUGACCUACAUCGAGUGGAGUACACACGAACCAACCGAGGGAGACUAUAGAUGGAACGAAAUUGCAGAUCUCGAGCAGUUUAUCCGGAUUGCGGAAGAGGAAAACCUUUACGUGAUACUGCGCCCGGGACCGUACAUCUGCGCGGAGCGUGACAUGGGCGGAUUUCCGUAUUGGCUUUUGACUAAGUUCCCGAAUAUCAAGCUGCGAACACAAGACUCAGAUUAUAUGAGAGAAGUCCAGAAGUGGUACAGCGUGCUGAUGCCUCGAAUUCAAAAGUACUUGUACGGACGAGGAGGUCCAGUUAUAAUGGUGUCCAUUGAGAAUGAGUACGGAUCGUUCUCGGCGUGUGAUAAAACGUACUUGAAGUUCCUCAAGAAUAUGACAGAAUCCUACAUACAAAAAGAUGCUGUUCUUUUCACGAACGAUGGUCCGGAACAGUUGAACUGCGGUAGAAUUCCUGGCAUUCUUGCAACUUUGGACUUUGGGUCGACUGGAAGUCCCGAGCGCUACUGGCAGAAAUUGCGCAAAGUACAGCCCAAAGGUCCGCUGGUCAACGCAGAGUUUUACCCGGGUUGGCUGACGCACUGGAUGGAACCGAUGGCUCGUACCGCAACGGGCCCCGUCGUAGACACGCUUCGUCUGAUGCUGAACCAAGGAGCGAACGUAAACUUUUACAUGUUUUUCGGGGGAACUAAUUUCGCAUUCACUGCCGGAGCCAAUGAUGGAGGCCCGGGCAAGUUCAACACGGACAUAACUUCGUACGAUUACGAUGCGCCGUUGGACGAGGCUGGCGACCCAACACCAAAGUAUUUUGCCCUUCGCGACGUUAUUCUGGAGUAUAUGCCAGAUCCUGGAGUUCCCGUGCCACAAAAACUCCCGAAAAUGAAGUUACCACCGGUGACACUGACCCAAUACGGGUUCCUAACGUCCAACGAAGCCCGCCAAGCACUGGCGAAAUAUAUUUUCACCAACGAUCGUACGCUGAGCUUUGAGGCGUUGAAUCAACAUUCAGGAUUUGUGCUUUAUGAAGCGGACAUUCCACAACAUUUACACCGCGAUCCUCAAGCACUUAAAGUUACGAAUCUUCGGGAUCGCGCCUACGUACACGUUGACAAUCAAUUCAUUGGAGUCCUGUCGAGGGAGAAUGCAAUCGACACGCUACCAAUAAGUUUGGGUCAGGGCAAACAGCUUCAACUUUUAGUGGAGAAUCAAGGUCGCAUCAAUUAUGGAAUAGCGAACGAUUUCAAGGGAAUCUUGGGUCCCGUAACGCUAGAUGGCAACGAGUUGCUCAACUGGACCAUGACCGGAUUUCCGUUGGACGAUUAUUCACUUCUUAGCAACUAUUUAAACCAGUUCAGUGGAUAUGACUCAGAACAGGCCAGGCAGGCUUCGGUGAGAAUUUUCCGAGGCCACUUUACAAUUACAAAUGAAGGAAUCCACGACACUUAUCUCGAUCCAUCCGGGUGGGGCAAGGGUUUGGCCAUCAUCAACGGGUUCAACUUGGGAAGAUACUGGCCGCUGGCUGGACCGCAAGUGACUUUGUACGUGCCAAGACAUAUCCUGAUGCAAGGAAAGAACGAGCUAGUUGUAAUCGAAUACCAGAAAGAUGUUCGCGGGGAGGCCGUCAUCGGAUUUACUGACACUCCGAACUUGGAUGGGCCUUAGAGGCACGAUUAUUUUAAUAUUUAUUUGGAACAUUAAACAGUUUUCAGUCUUA
Molecule: messenger RNA, 2203 nt
Organism: Culex quinquefasciatus (southern house mosquito)
Lineage: Eukaryota; Metazoa; Arthropoda; Insecta; Diptera; Culicidae
Product: beta-galactosidase
Exons: 9
Coding region: 244-2151 (635 amino acids)
Biological process (GO): carbohydrate metabolic process
Cellular component (GO): vacuole
Molecular function (GO): beta-galactosidase activity
Source: RefSeq, a predicted model, not a curated record